Molecule: messenger RNA, 5355 nt
Organism: Coregonus sp. 'balchen'
Lineage: Eukaryota; Metazoa; Chordata; Actinopteri; Salmoniformes; Salmonidae
Source: the annotation of a GenBank genome assembly
GAAGGGGACAACCUGAUCUUCAGAAACGAGAUCACGUCCUUUGACGACUCCAGUGACAUAAUCACCAGGAGGCACAAGGUGGAGAUCAAGUUCUCCUGCAUCUACUCCAAGAGGGGCAAGGUGAGCCUGGAAUUCCUGGCCAACAAGAUUCUGUACAUUUUCCGAGAGAAGGGCUUCGGGAAGUUCACCUACCAGUUUGAGUUCUUCCACAGCAGUCGUUUCAACACGAUGGUGGAUCCAGACAGUUACCCAGUGGAGGUGUGUAUGUAGCGAAGGUAGUUCAAAUAAUUAUGCUUGCUUGAUGUGUUACCUGGGAUGUAUUCAUUACGCCAAUUUUGUUGCAAAAUGUUUUGUCUGUUGCAAAACAUUUUUCACCAACAAUGACGAGACAGCCUACAGGGAGGAGGUGAGGGCUCUGGGAGUGUGGUGCCAGGAAAAUAACCUCUCACUCAACAUAAUAAUAAUAAUAAUAAUAUGCCAUUUAGCAGACGCUUUUAUCAUCAACAAAACAAAGAAGAUGAUCGUGGACUUCAGGAAACAGCAGAGGGUGCACUCCCCUAUCCACAUCGACGGAACCGCAGUGGAGAAGGUGGAAAGCUUCAAGUUCCUUGGCGUACACAUCACUGACAAACUGAAAUGGACAACCCACGCAGACAGUGUGGUGAAGGAGCAACAGAGCCUCUUCAACCUCAGGAGGCUGAAGAAAUUUGGCUUGGCACCUAAAGCCCUCACAACCUUUUACAGAUACACAAUUGAGAGCAUCCUGUCGGGCUGGAUCACUGCCUGGUACGGUAACUGCACCGCCCGCAACCGCAGGGCUCUCCAGAGGGUGGUGCGGUCUGCCGAACGCAUUACCGGGGGCAAACUAACUGCCCUCCAGGACACCUACAGCACCCGAUAUCACAGGAAGGCCAAAAAGAUAAUCAAGGACAUCAACCAUCCGAGCCACUGUUCACCCCGCUAUCAUCCAGAAGGUGAGGUCAGUACAGGUGCAUCAAAGCUGGGACCGAGAGAAUGAAAAACAGCGUCUAUCUCAAGGCCAUCACUGUUAAAUAGCCAUCACUAGCACAUUAGAGGCUGCUGCUGCCUAUUGAAAUCACUGGCCACUUUAAGAAAUGGAACACUAGUCACUUUAAUAAUGUUUACAUAUCUUGCAUUACUCAUCUCAUAUGUAUAUACUGUAUUCUAUAAUAUUCUACUGUAUUUUAGUCCAUGCCGCUCUGUCAUUACUUGUCCAUAUAUGUAUUCUUAAAUUCCAUUCCUUACUUAGAUUUGUGUGUAUUGGGUAUAUGUUGUGAAGAAACCGUUUACUCCAAACAGAAUUUUUUUUCAAACAAAAUGAGUAAAAAUAGUUUAUAUUGGACAAAUUCAGGUAGGUCCUUCCCCGUUCUGUUUGCUCUGUUUGCUUCUGUUUGGUUCUUAAACGGUUUCCGUUGCAAGACAUAAUGAAUACACCCCUGGCCUGAUCAGUGGGCUAACACGGUCUUGAGUAAUGUAGACAACACAGCUUCAUUGAACAAGACACUGCAUUGUCUUUGCUGUUGUACUUUCACUAUGUAAACAACUAUAUUGAGUUAGCCAAUAAAUACUUCUCAUUACUAAAGAGGAGCUAGCCAAUGUAUAGGCUAAUUGGUUAGGGCACAGUUCUAGGAUCAGCUUACCUUUCUCAAAUCCUAACCUUGACCUUUGGAGAUGGGGAAGGGAGUAAAACUAUCAACCUGACCUUGUAUCAACAUCUAUGGACAACGUCAUCCCUCUCUGUGGUUCAAGGUGGAUCUGAAGGAGUUGGUCUACAUGGAGAUCACGUCAUUGACCUCUGUCCCCAACACUGAGAUGUUUGUGGAGUCCUGUAAGGCCACUCCCUCAGAAAACCCUGAGCAUUACAGCAUCAUCCAAAAUGGGUCUUUGCUUAAACUGUUGCAUAUGCUGAAAUAUAGGUUGCUUCCCAAAUGCCAUCCCUAUUCCCUAUAUAGUGCACUACUUUUGACCAGGGCCUAUAGAGCUCUGAUCAAAAUUAGUGCACUAUGUAAGGAAUAGGGUGCCAAUUGGGACACAUGCAUAUUUUAUUGCAGCGUUCCUUCUGGUUGAAACAGUGCAUUUGUCGAAUUACCCACUAACUUAACGUAUAUUCUUUCCCCAGCUGCAAGAAGGACAAAACUGUUCAGAUCUACUCCAGUUCCCAGUCCCAGUUCCAUUUUGCAAUGGAAGCUUUUAAAUUCAUUGGGAUGCAUGACCAGGUAAAUGCAGUGAGGUACUGUGGGUUGAGGUGCCCCUGCUUGGCUUGCACUGCCUGACUGUGUGGGCUAUGUGUUUGAAGUCGUUCCAUCUUUUCAACCCACCCUUUUAUAUACAGAGACUACAUUACUUUGGUAAUGGUAAACAAACAGUUUCUCAACCAUGUUUUGUGUUUUGAGUAGCAGUUCAGUCACCUCUAAUCCUGAUUGGCUGUGAGCUUGAUUGUGACCUCUAACCCCUCCAGGUGUACAUCAGCUGUGCGGUGAUCCUGUGUGAGGCUGAGAACCCCAACACCCGCUGUGCUCAGGGCUGCGUCAACGGCAUUCAUCGCCAUGGGAGAGGCGCCUUCCAGCAGACCGUAAUCCUGAAAAACUGGUCAACUGAAUGAUGAUUUGGUCAGAUUUAGAUAUAUGGUCAUGGGCACAAUAGGCUCUAUGCACGCAUCACUUCUGCAUUGGUGUAAGGAUGCUUGGGCAUUUCCGGUUACCGGAAAAAAACAUUAGACAGUGACAGUAGACCGUUAUGAUGUCAGAGAUGACGUUUACAAGGUGUUUGCUGGAGUUGCCUAAAGUAUCUGUUAAUGAUAUACGGAGGGUCGUCCGGACAUCCAGUACGACACCACGUAGCAAACUGGAUAAAGUCUUCAAAUUUUACGUUUCUUCUUUUCUUUGCAACUUUGAAGGUAAUAUGCUAACGCUAGCUAGCCUGAGCUAGAAGCCUUGCUUUGGUGUUUUAAGUCAUGACUCCGUCCUGCUUCAGGUUAAUCAUGCUUUAAAUAAAGUUUAAUCAUGUGUAUAUACCUCUCACUUCAUGUGUUUGUACUUUUAUGAAAGUAUCAGGUAAAAACAGGGCUACAAAUGAGAUCUCUGUGAGAGCCCACUGCUACCGCUCAAUGAAGAAACUAAAGCCACCACACCAGCUGAGAGUAGGACUAGAUUAAGUGACACGUUCAAAGUUCUGUUGAACUUGUUCAAGGUUCCGUUCAACACAUGUUUUACUCGUUUAAUGUUACAACAGCUUUGAUUGCCAUUGCUAAGAGAACACUUUAGAACUUUAGUGGUUUUCACGAUAGCUGAACAGUGGUAGCCUAAUACAGACCAGGGUAGCUGAGUGGGAAUUGCCAUGCUUUGUUGUUGGGUCUGUUGUAAACAAAUUGGAGUUUGGUUUGAAAUGUAAACAAUAAUGAGAUUACUACUUUUUCCUGACUUGAUGACUGCAAUGACAGUAACAUAUUCCACUCAGCUAUUCUUGAAACUGCUGAUGUUCUACUCAAAACUGUCCUGUCAUCUUUACUUCUUUCUUUAUAAACAUAUGGCCCAACUUCCUUGCUUUUGUACUUGAUGUUUCUACUUUUCAAGAGGAAUUAGGAGCAAAACCUUCACUCUACUGUUGUUAUUGGUACUAGGCUACAAUGUUGCACCACUCACCUACUGCUCUGCCAAUACUGUUUGAAGGUAGGUAAAUGGCACAAGACAAUAGGUAAGUGGUGGGAGACAGUAUAGCCAAGUGGUGCAAGACAGUAGGAAAGUGAUGCAGAAAGCACAAAAGUGACACGAGACAGUAGAUAAGUUAUUUACACCAGUAAAAAGUAGAAAGAACAAGUUUUGCUCCUACUCCUGCUGCUGUAGACCCUCGUCUUUCAAAGCCCAUUAAAUUAUGCUUCUGUGUAUUUCAGAUGACAUUGCGUGAUUCACAGCCAGUUGUGCUUGUUAAAAGCUACUGUUCCUGUGUGGCUGGGUGAAGGAUAUGCAAUAAUUUGGUUGCAUUACUAUAUCAGACUGCCCAUUACUCUGAAUGUGGCAUGUCUGUCGUCCCUCCUGUACUUUCGGGCACUGAAACAGAGCAGAAGUGGCAUAAACCACGAACAAUGGUUUGUAUCAUUUCAAUACCAGACAGUUGUGUCACAUGCAUACUAGCAUCUCUCCUAAUACCAUAUCAUAAAUAAAUAGGGAGUGAAGCCAGGACCUGUGGAUGCCAUGGUUGUAGUGAAGCCCAAACCAGAUGCUACUCCGGCAAGCGGAAUUAGGUAUGCAGAGUACAAUUAAAUAGGCAGACUACAAUGUGUUGCGAAAUAAAUGUUAUUAAUCGAUGUUAGAUUCUGGUGUAUUUCCUAGUGAACCCUUUACUUUUCCUGAUAUUGUUAUUCCAGAUCUACACUUUGAAACCAUCCAUUGAAACAGCACUGGAACAGCUCCCUUCUUCAGACGUCUGCGCCCAGCUGGAGUCGGAGGCUCUAUCACAUCUUCACUUAGAAAGUGUCGGCUGCAGACUCGUGUGUUUGUUGUAAGAAAGUUGACUCGUCGAAUGUUAAUCACCCACCGUUUAUGUAAUUCACUGUCUUUGGGAAAAGUAAAAAAACUAACAGAAGAAUUGCAUCUGGCAGACACUGUACAUUGCGGCACACAGCAGUGAUGGCUGGAAGAGCUGUCAUCCCGUUUUUGAAAGGACACUUUCGUACGUUUACACGUCAUCGUGUUAUAAGUCAAUACGAAGUAUUACAAGUAAAAACAUUAACAAACAUUAAGAUAAACAACAACAACGACAACGAAAAUUAACAGUUUUGGAUGUUUUUGACGACAAGCAUUCAAUGCUAGCAUACGGUAGCACAGCAUUCUACGAUAACCGGAAGUUUACAUCCAUCCUGAGAUUUAACCGGAAAUACGUCAUGCUCGCCUGUGCAUAUCGCCUAUACUUCAAAUCAAGUAGGUCCUCUGUAGCUCAACUGGUAGAGCACGGCGCUUGUAACGCCAAGGUAGUGGGUUCGAUCCCCGGGACCACCCAUACACAAAAAUGUAUGCACGCAUGACUGUAAGUCGCUUUGGAUAAAAGCGUCUGCUAAAUGGCAUAUUAUUAUUUAUAAAAUAUUCUGCCAGCAACUGUAGAUACUGUGUUAUAUCUCAUUUAAUAUUCCUUUUGCAUUGAGGAAAUACUAAUAGUAAAGUAGGCAAACACCCUUUAAAUACAUGUUUCCCCUCUCCAGCUACUGAUGUGGCUUUGAACCUGAACUUGGUGUUCAUCGUUGGCUGCCUCCUGGCAGCCGUCGCCGUGGUGUGUGGAGUGGUCAUCUACAGAUCCAUGGAGUCAAAGGUCAAAUAUCAACUUCUCCCAACCGACAAAUAA